AUGGUGAUGCUGUUAUGGAUUACAGUGGUGCUUUUUAGUCACAAUUCUGCACAAAUGAACGCUGUCAAUCAGCCGAACUCAGUGAUCACUGCUGCGUCUGGUGAUAACGUCACUCUACACUGCUUUCAAAUGAAAGAAGGACACACUGAAGCCAUCAUUUGGUACAAACAAGCAGUAGGACACGAGCCUCGUGUAAUGGUCACAGCUCAUAAACUAGCACAGAAUCCCAUUUUUGAAGAUGAGUUCAACUCGCCGAGGUUUACUGUUGAGAAUUUAAAAGAAAGCUGCCAUUUGAAAAUUACUAACGUGGAACCAUCAGAUGAAGCCAUGUAUUACUGUGGAUUAAAAAAGUUUGUAACAUUGUUUGGAAAAGGAACAUUUUUAUCAGUAAAAGGUGAUGAAGAUAUGAAAGUCUCAGUGUUGCAGAGCAGCGUGUUGGACUCGGUUCCUGCAGGAGCGUCAGUGACUCUGCAGUGCUCGGUUCUCUCUCAGAGCAGAGCAGCAGAUCUCCAAGUGCUCUGGUUCAGAGCUGCUCCAUCACAAUCCCAUCCUCAAAUCAUUUACACUCAUCACAACAGCAGCCAUCAGUGUGAGAGCAGCUCUUCUACACACACCUGUGUGUACAGCUUCUCCAAGAACAUCCUCAGCCUCAGUGAUACUGGCACUUACUACUGCGCUGUGGCCGUGUGUGGGAAGAUCAUUUUUGGGAACGGGACACGAGUACAAUUAAUAGAAUCUGUGGAUCCUGUAGUGAUCUGCCUCGCGGUAGCUUUGGGAGUGUGUGUCGUUGUGAUCUCUGUUCAAGUUAUUUUAUUCUAUAACAGGAGAAACCAUGAACAACACACAAAGAGAGAAAGCACUGUGAAAAGGCCUGAACAAACAAGCACUCAGGACCAUGACUCUGUAGAGAUGAAUUACGCUGCCUUACAUUUUAAUGAAAAGAAAACCAAAGGAGGGAGAAAAAAGAGAGGACGGCCUCAAGACACUGUGUACUCUGAAGUCAGAUCUCUCACCAUUACUUAGAUUAUACAUUUUCAAUAAUUUAUUUUGUUUACUAGAAUUUUAUUUGUUUUUGAGACUGUUCAGGAAUAAAGUUUAACUGGUGGUCUGCUCAUCUCAUUUUAAUAUCAAAGACUCACAUCAGAUAAAUUGUGAUAUUACCUGUAUUUCUAUGUUUAUCAAUUAAGAAAGGACUGAUGAAAUGACAAAAAUAGGACUGAAGAUUGUAAAUCAGAAUGGGAUGCUUAAG
Pangasianodon hypophthalmus (striped catfish) is the source of this 1249-nucleotide messenger RNA. RefSeq lists its product as uncharacterized. Gene Ontology annotation, biological process: response to bacterium. The transcript has 6 exons. Bases 1 to 1023 code for a protein of 340 amino acids. The record is from RefSeq and is a predicted model, not a curated record. NCBI's taxonomy places the organism in Eukaryota, Metazoa, Chordata, Actinopteri, Siluriformes, Pangasiidae.